This is a messenger RNA of Phycomyces blakesleeanus NRRL 1555(-), 2367 nucleotides long. RefSeq names its product glycoside hydrolase family 3 protein. The record is from RefSeq and is a predicted model, not a curated record. Gene Ontology annotation, biological process: glucan catabolic process. Bases 1 to 2175 code for a protein of 724 amino acids. NCBI's taxonomy places the organism in Eukaryota, Fungi, Mucoromycota, Mucoromycetes, Mucorales, Phycomycetaceae. Gene Ontology annotation, molecular function: beta-glucosidase activity. The transcript is spliced from 11 exons.
AUGGUCCAAUUUCUGUCUCUAACCAGCUCAGCCUUGAUUCUUUUGGUUGCAUGUGCAAGCGCUUCUAAAUCCAAGUCUGGUGUUGAUCUUCUAACCUGGGAUGCUGCCUACGUCAAAGCAAACAAGCUUGUCAGCCAAAUGUCGCUCAAGCAGAAAGUUGAUGUCUCUACUGGUGUAGGAUGGGGUGUUGGCGCUUGCGUUGGUAAUACCUAUCCUGUUACCAACCCCGAUUUCCCAGCCCUUUGCUUACAGGAUGCCCCUCUUGGAGUCCGUGGUGUAGCCAACACUACUUCUGGCGUGUCUGGUAUCAAUGCAGCCGCUUCGUUUGACAAGAAGGCCAUACGUGAGCGUGGCGAGUACAUGGGCAAGGAGUUCCGUGGAAAGGGUGUUCACGUUCAGCUUGGUCCAGCCAUGAACAUGAUGCGAAACCCUAAAGGUGGUCGUGGAUGGGAAUCUUUUGGUGAAGAUCCAUUCCUUUCUGGCGUUGCUGCCUCUGAAACCAUUCUAGGUAUUCAGAGCCAGGGUGUUACUGCCACUGCCAAGCAUUAUAUUGCUAACGAUCAAGAAGUUAACAGAAACUAUGCCUCGUCUAAUUUGGACGACAGAACAUUGCACGAAGUUUACCUUUGGCCUUUCGCUCGCAGUGUUGAAGCUGGUGUUGGCUCUGUUAUGUGCUCUUACAACAAAGUCAACGAGGUGUAUGCCUGUGAGAAUGACGUGACUCUCAAUAAGGUCCUUAAGGAAGAACUAGGUUUCCGUGGCUUCGUUCAGAGUGACUGGGCCGGUACCCACUCCACUGAGAGUACAGUCAAGGGUCUUGAUAUGACUAUGCCUGGCGACAUUACCUUUAACUCAAAUGACUCAUACUUUGGAAAGAAUUUGACUGACGCCGUUGAGGCUGGCACUGUAAGCGAAGAGCGCGUCACUGAUAUGACUCUUCGUAUUGUUGCUACUUGGUAUAAGCAUCGUCAGGACGAGAACUACCCCGAGGUCUCUUUCGAUUACUUCCGCCCAGAGCUUACCAAGUUUGUCGAUGUUCAGGAAGACCAUCACAUUCUCGUCCGCGAGAUGGGCGGUGCUUCCACUGUUCUUCUUCGCAACAAAGAUAACACACUUCCCCUGAAGAGUUCUACAAAAUCGAUCGCUCUUAUUGGUAGCGAUGCUGGACCCAACCCUUGGGGCUUCGACAGCUGUGUUGAUCAGGGCUGCAGUAACGGUACACUCGCCCAAGGAUGGGGAUCUGGAACUGCUAUAUACCCUUACUUGAUCACUCCUUUGGAUGGAAUUUCCUCCCGUGCUGGAAAGGGAGUCAAGGUUGUCUCUAGUCUCGAUGACUUUGACCUUACCAAGGCUGCUGAGACCGCCAAGGGCGCCGAUAUUGCUUUUGUAUUUUCCAAUGCUGAUUCCGGAGAAGAAUAUAUUGAUGUCGAUGGAAAUAUUGGUGAUCGUAAAAAUAUGACUUUGUGGCACAAUGGUGACAACUUGAUCACUGCUGUUGCUGAUGCUAACAAGAACACAGUUGUUGUUAUCCACUCUGUUGGUGCUGUUCUUAUGCCAUGGAUCAACCAUCCCAACAUCAAGGCCGUCGUCUGGCCUGGUCUCCCUGGUCAGGAAUCUGGAAACUCUCUGGCUGAUGUCUUAUUUGGUGAUGUCAAUCCUUCUGGUCGUCUCCCUUACACUAUCGCCAAGGAAGAGAGUGACUACCCUGUUCCAAUCGAUAGCGAUCUUGAAGUCGAUUAUACUGAGAAGCUUGAGAUUGGUCACCGCUGGUUCGAUCAAAAUAACAUUGAGCCUCUUUUCGAGUUCGGAUUCGGUCUUUCUUACACCAACUUCAAGUACAGUGGGCUUUCUGUCAAGGUUUCCAAUAAGAAGACCUUGAAGGUCGAGGCUUCACUGUCUGUCCGUAACACUGGUGGAGUUGAUGGUGCCGAAGUUGUCCAGGCUUAUAUUGAAUUCCCUGAAUCUGCCAAUGAGCCUCCCAAGAUCCUCCGUGGUUUCGAAAAGGUUUCCAUCAAGAAGAACAAGACCAGCAAGGUUAGCUUUGAAUUCACCAAGACUGAGCUUAGCAUCUGGGAUGUUGAUAGCCAGACUUGGGUUGUUCCCAGCGGAAAGUUCACUUUGCAUAUCGGCGCUAGUAGCCGUGAUAUUCGCCAAACUGCUACCUUUGUGCUCUAAAUUCCCCUUUUUUCUCAAUUUCCACUUUAUUUUGAGAGCCAGCUCUAUUCAUAUUUAAUUUAUUGUGCUUUGCAAGCAGAACAUUGGGCAACAACACGUUAUUGGCUUGUCAUUAUUUCUUAAAAAUCUUAAUAGUAAUAAAAAACAAACGUGCUUAUAUAUAUAUCUAAAUAAAUAUCUGUAUUAAGUAAU